UCCAGUCUCUCUGAGGUUCAGUGCUGCUCUCAGUUCUGCGGAGCGACUGUGUGUGUGUGUGUGUGAGUCCAGGUGCUAACCCGUCCAGACGGAUCCAGUGAGCCAGCCGCUUGGUGUGUGUGUGUGUGUGCGUGUGUGUUCUCCUGUCUCCUCUCCAACUCAGACCCCUGCUGUUGCUCCUGUGUGUGUGUGUGUGUGUGUGUGUGUGUGUGUGUGAGCAUGGCGACGCUGGGUGCGGAGGCGGAGGGUGUGUGUGUGCUGUCGGUGCUGGCGCUGCUGGAGCGCGUGUCCGGCGUGCUGGAGGGCGUCCAGAGCAGUCAGGCCCGCAUGGCCGACCAGCAGGGGGAGCUAGAGAGCCAGGUGGCCACCAUGCGCCAACAGGUGUCAGCGCUGGGCAGUGAGCAUGCCCAGACGGCGGCCGUGGUCCAGAAGCUUCUGCAGAAGUCGCGGCGGGUCAGCGCGCACGUCAAGGAGGUCAAGAGCCGCGUGGACAAACAGAACGCUCGCGUCAGGAAGGUGGAGACCUCACAGGACGAGCUGCUGACGCGCAACCGCUUCAGAGUCGUCAUCUACCAGGGGGACACUGAGUUGCCGUCGGUUGCGGUGACGAAGGUUCCGAAGGGGGCGGGGCUAUCCGCGGUGGAGGUGGAGCCGGACGAGUACGAGCCCCCGGAGGACCUGUCGUCGGACGACGACUACGUCACCGCGGAGACGGUGGAGUCCACGCGCGCGUCGCGGCUGAGGGCGGGGCUGCUGGCCACGCGGCAGCGCACCAGCGACAACCUGCGCAAGACGGGCGCCACGCUGCGGCAGGGCGGAGCCUCUCUGGGGGGGCGUGUCCGGGGGCUGGGCCAGAGGGUGGUGCCCACCAGCGAGCAGCGGCAGCGCAUGCGCCAGAGCGGCCAGCGACUGCGCCAGACCAUCGCCGAGAAGGCGCCCAACAUCAGGCUGCGCCCCCCGCGCUCCGUGGCCGAGGGCGAGGAGGAGGGAGGGGCCGAGGUCGUCGCCGCGGCGACCCCGCCCAAGAGCAAGCGCAAGCAGGAAGCGACGGAGCGCGAGCGCCAGGGACCGCUCUCUGAGGAGGGGGCCACCAGCGUACCACUGGACGCCUGAACAGAGAGAGAGGGA
Messenger RNA from Sardina pilchardus (European sardine), 1128 nucleotides. It is a transcript of the gene cavin4a, whose product is annotated as caveolae associated protein 4a. NCBI's taxonomy places the organism in Eukaryota, Metazoa, Chordata, Actinopteri, Clupeiformes, Clupeidae. Gene Ontology annotation, cellular component: cytoplasm; caveola. Bases 220 to 1113 code for a protein of 297 amino acids. The record is from RefSeq and is a predicted model, not a curated record. The transcript is spliced from 4 exons. Gene Ontology annotation, biological process: regulation of gene expression.